AUGUCGGACUUCUUCAAACCCGCUCCUGAACCACCCACCGAAUUGGGCCGGUACAGGGUUCUCUCCAGCACCGCGGGAGUCCGAGUGUCUCCGCUAUGUCUCGGUGCCAUGUCCAUCGGUGACGCGUGGAAGUUUAUGGGCAACAUGAGCAAGGAGCAGUCGUUUAAGCUGUUGGAUGCCUUUUAUGAAGCUGGAGGCAACUUCAUCGACACGGCGAACAACUAUCAGGAUGAGCAAUCCGAAAAGUGGAUUGGAGAAUGGGUGACCCAGAGAAAGAACCGAGACAUGCUGGUCAUCGCUACCAAGUACACCACGGCUUACCGCAAUUACGACCUCGGUGCUGGAAAAUCCGUCAACUAUUCCGGCAACCACAAGAAGAGUCUGUAUCUUUCGGUGCACGAAUCACUCAAGAAGCUUCAAACCGAGUACAUCGACAUCUUGUAUGUCCACUGGUGGGACUGGACAACAUCCAUUGAAGAAGUCAUGGACAGCCUACACAUCCUGGUCGAGCAAGGCAAGGUUCUGUACCUGGGCAUCUCGGACUCCCCGGCGUGGGUGGUGUCGGCGGCAAACACGUACGCCCGGGCGCACGGCAAGACGCCCUUCAGCGUGUACCAGGGCCGGUGGAACGUGAUGGUCCGCGACUUUGAGCGCGACAUCAUCCCGAUGGCGCGGCACUUUGGCAUGGCGCUGGCGCCGUGGGACGUCAUCGGCGGCGGCAAGUUCCAGUCCAAGAAGCAGAUGGAGGCGCGCAAGCAGCAGGGCGAAGGGCUGCGCAACAUGUUCAGCGACACCCAGACGGCCCAGGAGGAGAAGAUCAGCGCCGCCCUCGAAAAGGUCGCCGCCGAGCACGGCCUCGAGAGCCUGUCGACCGUCGCCCUCGCCUACGUCAUGCAGAAGACGUCCCUCAACGUCGUCCCCAUCGUCGGCGGCCGCAAGGUCGAGCACCUCCAGGACAACAUCAAAGCCCUCAGCCUCAGGCUGACCGACGACCAGAUCAAGUACCUCGAGUCCCAGAGCGAGUUGGACGUCGGCUUCCCGUCCAACUUUAUCGGCGAGUCUCCAAAGGCCACCGGGAAGAGUUCCGCCCUGGUCGCCAUGUCGGCCCAGGUUGCCUAUCCUAUCCCUGAAAGGCCGUUUGUCAAGGAGUAA
Messenger RNA from Exophiala spinifera, 1152 nucleotides. RefSeq lists its product as uncharacterized. The transcript is spliced from 4 exons. NCBI's taxonomy places the organism in Eukaryota, Fungi, Ascomycota, Eurotiomycetes, Chaetothyriales, Herpotrichiellaceae. The coding region runs from base 1 to 1152 and encodes 383 amino acids. The record is from RefSeq and is a predicted model, not a curated record.